Messenger RNA from Coffea arabica (coffee), 474 nucleotides. NCBI's taxonomy places the organism in Eukaryota, Viridiplantae, Streptophyta, Magnoliopsida, Gentianales, Rubiaceae. The record is from RefSeq and is a predicted model, not a curated record.
AUGAUUGCUGAUUUUAAGAAAGACAUGAUGAAAAUAUAUAAAAUGAAUGAUAUGGAACUGCUACAUCAUUUUCUUGGUAUGGAGAUUUAUCAAUAUGAUAAUGGAACCUUUAUUUGUCAAAAGAAAUAUGCUGAAAAUAUUCUUGUGAAAUUUGGCAUGACUGAUUGUAAACUGAUGGCCACACCACUUGUUGUAAGUGAAAAGCUUGACAAAAAAGAUGUCAAGGUUUAUACACAAUCCCAGUCAAUUACAUAUUGGAGCAGCCAAGAGAGUGUAAAGAUACAUCAAACGACAUUUAACUACAACAUCAAAUUCAGCAAAGGUGCUACUUUAAAUUUGCAUGUUUAUUGUGAUAGUGAUUGGGGUGGAUGCCUUGAUAAUAUGAAGAGCACCUUAGGCUUUUGUUUUUCACUUGGUUCUGGAGUAUUUUCUUGGGGAUCAAAGAAGCAACAAAGUGUGGCACAAUCAUUCUGA